UUAUAAGUGAGAGCGCGCAUGCGCAGUACGAGGUGUGCGCCGCUGGCUCUUGAAGACAGCUGACACGUGAGAAGCGUUUAACAGCAGUGCAUGGCAACCCAGACAAAUGCCGUUUUUUAACAAGCACCUGUGCAGUGCGCCGUGUUUCUCUGAGCUCAUUAACACGCAGCCUGGUUAAAACAGUGGUCUGAAUCGACAGCGAGCUGGAGGAAAUGUUACGGUGACUCAACUAACCGCUUUGCAGCUUCUUGACUUUGCAAACCGCCUUGAAUUCCGCGAAUCACAAAUCAUCUUUGAAUUCUCCAUUUAACCGAAUGCGCCAAAUUGUUGUCGCUCGCGCUGGCGAUAGUAAACAGUAGUGAAAUCUGUACGGCGAGCAAGAAGGGGGCGUGGUAUGACGCUGGUGUUCCGUAUUGACAGGAAAACUCCCCAAAUUAGGAGCUGCUUCCUGCUCUCUUUGGGUCACCAUGCUGCGCUUGUUCCGCGUGCUGGAGCGUUUACGCGCGUGUAGCGAAGUCUCCGCGCGCAACCGACAUUGGACCAAAAUCACCGAGCUGUCAGCGAGAUUCUCCAGCACCAAAGCUGCUCCGCGGUUCCGAAGAAUGGACUACCAGGAUGCGGUUUGCACCCUCAACACGCUCCAGACGAACGCCAGCGCUCUGGAGCAGGUGAAGAGAGAGAGAGGUCAUCCUGAGCUCCAGCUGCAGGCCAUGAGAGGCUUCCUCCAGCGGGCAGGACUCAAGGUGGAGGAACUUGAUCGUCUAAAUAUUAUUCACGUAACUGGAACAAAAGGAAAGGGUUCAACAUGUGCCUUUACAGAACAGAUUUUGAGAAACUAUGGCUUCCGGACUGGAUUCUACAGUUCACCUCAUUUGGUGCAAGUGAGAGAGCGAAUCAGAAUCAAUGGGCAGCCAAUAGGAAAAGAGCUCUUCACCAAAUACUUCUGGCAGGUGUAUUGUCGACUGGAGGAGACAAAGGUUGCCCAUGGCGGUAGCAUGCCUGCUUAUUUCCGCUUUCUCACCAUCUUGGCCUUUCACAUCUUUCUGCAGGAGAAGGUUGAUUUGGCUGUCUUUGAGGUUGGGAUCGGUGGAGCGUAUGACUGCACCAAUAUCAUCAGGCGUCCCUGGGUGUGUGGCAUCUCCUCUUUAGGCAUAGAUCACACCAGCAUUCUGGGAGACACCAUUGAGAAAAUUGCCUGGCAGAAAGGAGGGAUUUUUAAGCCAGGAGUUCCUGCGUUCACAGUCAAACAGCCUGAUGGGCCGAUGAAGGUGCUUCAAGAGAGAGCGGAAGAAAUUGGGUGUUCGUUAUCAGUGUGUCCUGAUCUGGAGGAGUAUCAAGGCGAAGGUUCGCUCAGGCUGGGUUUAGCCGGUCACCAUCAGCGCAGUAACGCUUCUCUGGCUCUGCAGCUCUCACACACCUGGCUGCAGAGACACUUCCUCACAGAUCCUGCGUCAUCUCCAGUGGAGUUCAGCGGUGUGAGUCCAGCUCCAGCCUUCCAGCCCAGUCCUGCGAUGAUCAAAGGUCUUGCGGAGACUGAGUGGCCUGGGCGCAAUCAGACACUAAAACACGGUCCUGUGACGUAUUUCCUGGACGGAGCUCAUACCACACGCAGCAUGCAGGCCUGUGUCUGCUGGUUCAAUGAGAUCGCACCACAACAUGAGAGAAACGCAGGUGGUCCGGUGGUGAGGGUGCUUUUAUUCAACGCUACAGGAGAGAGAGAUUGUGCUGCUAUGCUCAAACUGCUCGUACCCUGUCAUUUUGAUUUUGCCGUGUUCUGUCCGAACAUCACGGAGGCCAUAGCGACCUGUAAUGCAGACCAACAGAACUUUAAUGUGUCUGUGGAGAACAUGCUGACACGUUGCCUGGACAACCAGCAGAGCUGGCGCGUUCUGAAUGGCCAGGAGCAGAAGCCAGAGGCGGAGCUUCUGAUCAGAGGUGGUUUGCCAUUGGUGGCAGAAAGACACAGCGACACGCUGGUGUUUCCCUGCAUCCUCAGCGCCCUGCAGUGGAUCAGUCAGGGAAGAGACUCAGUUCUGUCGGACCCAAACAAAUGUGCCAUACCGGUUAAACCUAGCAUAAAUGUGAAAGCUGCUCCACUACGAGCGGCUGUAAACAUACAUGUCCUCAUCACAGGUAGUUUACACCUGGUGGGAGGGGCUUUAAAACACUUGGACCCUGCUUUAAACUCAUAACGGACAUAUGCAUGUGUCUGCAGUGCCAGACAUCCAGCCAAACACAGCAAGUGCACCACCUGUGCCUGAACCCUCUGUCCCAGUACUUUCAAAGGAGUAAUUCACAAACAUUUUCUGAAAGUUUACUCCCUCUCAGACUGUCUUAAGAUGUAGAUGAAUUUGUUCCUUCAUCAGAACCGAUUUGGAGAAAUUCACCACUUGCUCACCAGUGGAUCCUCUGCAGUGAAUGGGUGCCGUCGGAAUAAGAGUCCAAACAUCUGAUAAAAACAUCACAAUAAUCCACACCGCUCCAGUCCAUCAGUUAGUGUCUUGUGAGGGGAAAAAAAGCUGAAUGUUUGUAAGAAAAUUCACCAUGAAGGCAUUUUAACUUGAAACCACAUUUGUUUAGAACUGUUUUAGGCUGUUUUGGCUAGUAAACGGUGCUGGAUCUGUGCAUGUUUUUUUACCCGAUUCAGACCCUUAUUCACUGCAGAAAGCAAUAUUAUGGACUCAUAUUUUAGCUGAAAUCAAAGGUUUAAAGCCAAAAUGUCUUAAUGGUGGAUUUGUGUUUAUAAUCAUGCAUCUUUUUUUCACAAGAUGUUAAUUGAUGGACUGGACUGGAGUAGUGUGGAGAACUUGUGGAUUAUUGUGAUGUUUUUAUCAGCUGUUUGGACUCUAAUUCUGACGGCACCCAUUCACUGCAGAGGAUCCAUUGGUGAGUAAGUGAUGUAAUGCUAAACGGAUUCUCCAAAUCUGAUGAACAAACAAACUCCGCUACAUCUUGGAUGGCCUGAGGGCGAGUACACUGUCAGCUAGAACUAUUCCUUCAACAGUUCACUCUGAAGAUUUACUGCAAAAUACACAGCAAAUCAUGGAUGAAAUCUUUUCUUCUUGAAUCCAUGCAUUCUACGUCCUGAAGAGCAUUGGACCAGUUCAUCAGUUUGUAAAAAGCACAUAAAUCAGAAUCUACUUGAGCUGUUUAUGUUUACUUUAUUGGGAUACUUUAAUUUGAAGUACUUCAAGUGCAUUCAGUUCAUUUUCUGGGUAGGUUUCUUUUACACUACGGUUUUGAUGUUUUUAACCGGAUCUUUGCAUUAAUGAAAUAGAAAGUCAGUGUUCAUCUGUGUUUGUUUGUUUUGUUUUUUUAUUGCACUGAAAUAAUUGUGCCAUAUGUAAGACACUGUUCUCAUAAUUAUGUAAUAUUAAUGUGUCAUUUCUGACUCAUGCAUGGGAAAGUCUGCAUUCAUAAGUGGAUGCAAAACAAUG
Messenger RNA from Onychostoma macrolepis, 3437 nucleotides. It is a transcript of the gene fpgs, whose product is annotated as folylpolyglutamate synthase. Gene Ontology annotation, molecular function: tetrahydrofolylpolyglutamate synthase activity; ATP binding. NCBI's taxonomy places the organism in Eukaryota, Metazoa, Chordata, Actinopteri, Cypriniformes, Cyprinidae. Gene Ontology annotation, cellular component: cytoplasm; mitochondrion; cytosol. Gene Ontology annotation, biological process: tetrahydrofolylpolyglutamate biosynthetic process. The record is from RefSeq and is a predicted model, not a curated record. The coding region runs from base 468 to 2192 and encodes 574 amino acids. The transcript has 15 exons.